Molecule: messenger RNA, 1332 nt
Organism: Caenorhabditis briggsae
Lineage: Eukaryota; Metazoa; Nematoda; Chromadorea; Rhabditida; Rhabditidae
Exons: 4
Coding region: 1-1332 (443 amino acids)
Source: RefSeq, a predicted model, not a curated record
AUGGCGUGGAAGGCUCUUCGUGCAGGUAGAAUGCGAAAUAUGAGAAAGAAUUUGGAUACCAUGAAAAUGUUUGAUGCCUAUCGGCCAUUGCUUGGAAAGGAAUUGGAAGAUUUAGAGAAACUGGAAAGCUGUCUCCGCGGCGCGCUCGUCACAAACGAAGGACGGACUUCGAUGAUUUCGUUGAUGAAGCGAAAAAAAGCUGGCCUCGUCAUGCCUGAACCCGAAUGUCUGGCCCUUGUCCUUUCGGAUCAAGAAAUCGAAGAGAGAAAAAGGAUUCAGCACGUUCAACAGCCAGUUCAGCAGCCUUUGGUUCAGCAACCAAUCCAAGCUCAAGUCCGUUCCGUUUCACCGCCGCCAGUCCAGACACCGGUCCUGCAAAUUGUCCAGCCAUCAAUUGCUCAGCAAGAAGAUGAUAGUGAUCAUCUGGAAAUGGACAGUGAUGAUGAUGAGAUUGCUGAUGGUCUAGUGCAUUCCCCAGCUGAAAAUGAAGAAGAGGAUAGCACUGACCAAAUGGAUACUGAUGAUUUUCAUAGUGCUGCUGUAUUGAAUCAGCAGCCAGAUCUGCAUCGAAUCGAACGGAGGGCAUUGUCGCCAGCCCAACCGAUGGGACAUUCGCCAGUCCAUUUCUCAGUGCAGCAAGCAGCCGGACGACCAACGCAGUCUCCUAUCCAACAGCAAAUGCUGCUAGGACAGAACCAACAUAAUCAAAGUGAAGACUUAACUAGAAGCGAGACGGAAGAAGAUGCGGAAAUUAAUAUUAACGAUGAUCAGAGUGAUGUUGUGCUGAAUCAACUUCAAAUUCAAAAUUUUGAAAAUGCAAGUGAUAAUGGUGAACAAAUGACCAAUGAGAAUGAAUCCGAUUCAACUGUCACUGGAAAAGAUCAAACAAUCCCUGAUGACGCCCCAGAAGCUGGACAAAAGUCCGGAGGCAGUUCUGGUAGAUUGGCUGAUUCUCAAACUCAACAGAAUCAAGAAAGCUCUAGAAAUAACCCAUCUCCAAGUAAUAACCAGCUUGGGCAUAAUGUUCCUGGAUUUGCUUCUUCGGUAUCACCUAUCGCAGUUGAAUCCAAUGAUCAAGAAGCACCACAGACCUUUACUUUCAUUUUACCGGGACUUCCAAUCAUUCAUGUACCGGGAUCAGCAUUCAGGGCAUUUACAUCACGGACCGAGGUCACGAUACCGCUUCCACUUUUAUUGAAUGAUGACUUGUCUCAAUCGGUUGCCACUCUGAGGAAUCCAAUGCCAGCCCCACUCUCCACCGCAACUCCGAAUCGCGAAAAUCAAGGGACCGCGGAAGGGGUUAGAGCCGAAAAAACCGUUCGAAAUAUGUGA